AAGUUGACUUUUUUUAGUGAAACGUUAAAAAAAAAAGUAGGGAAGAGCAUAGGUGUGGGGUUAGGGUUGUGAAGGCAGAAGCAGGAGACCAGUUAAGGAGGAGAACAGGACGCUAAGAGAGAUAGCCAAGGACUUUCUACAGCUGGGGCUCCAGAGGGAGCUCUGGGGUGGUGGCAUUGAAGCCAAGAGCUGAGGGACAAGCAGGAGUGAACGGAGCGAACGUUACUUGUGCACAACGUGAGUGAAGAAGACCCAGAGGUGGGAGAGUGUGUCCUGUUCACGGAACUGACGGGACACGGGUGGCUUGAGCCUGGGAGGCUCGCUCUUCACCAGCACCUGUUAGGCUGUGCAGGGUGCUGGGGGCGGGGGAGGCACUCCUAACACUGGGUAGCACUUGGGUGCCACCUACUGCGUGCCUGGCACUCUUCUAAGCCCUCUGCAUAUAUCGUCUCAGUUAAUGAAGAGGCAGAGAGGCACCUGUGCAAGGGGCUGGGAUGGCAAGUGGGUGACCUUCUCCUGUUUCCUAGAGAGCUGCACCCCAAAGUGGACCAUCUGCCACCUAUCCCCAAGGAACGAGGUGGCCCCGAGGUGGCAACAUCUACAGACGCAAAAGCGCUUUGGCCACUUGGGAGAAUCCAGUACGAGAGACCGCAUGCCAUUCCUGAUGGUGAUUUUCUGUGAAGACGCAGAGUACAGAGAUGAGGGCAGAGGGAAUGUCCCCCCUCCUGGCUCUGGGGCUCCUGGUGGCUGGGUUGCGCUCCAGUGUCCACUGCCUCCCAGGGGGCGGGCUUGACCUGGAGGAUGUGACCCCAGAGGACCAACACAAAGGGGCACCUGUGGACGACCACACAUUCGUCUCCAGCAACACCGACUUCAGCCUCUACAAGCAGUUGGCUUUGAAGACCUCCAAUGAGAACGUCAUCUUCUCCCCCCUGAGCGUCUCCAUGACCUUGGCCUUCCUGUCCCUGGGGGCCCGUGGACCCACCCCGACGGAGACCCUGGAAGGCCUCAAGUUCAACCUCACAGAGACCCCCGAGACAGAAAUCCACCAGGGCUUCCAGCACCUCGUGCAGACGCUCGGCCGACCCAGCGACCAGCUGCAGCUGAGCUUGGGCAACGCCAUGUUCGUCCAGGAGCAGCUGAAUCUUCUGGACAAGUUCAGGGAAGAUGCCCGGGCGCUGUGUGCCUCCGAGGCCUUCUCCACUGACUUCCGGGAUUCCGACACUGCCAAGAAGCUCAUCAAUGACUAUGUGAGGAAUAAAACGCAGGGGGAAAUUGUGGAGCUGUUCAAAAAUGUUCCCCAGAGCACAGUGAUGGUACUGGUGAAUUACGUCUACUUUAAAGCCCAGUGGAAGAAGCCCUUUGAUCCCAGCCAUACUUAUAAGUCAGAGUUCCACGUGAACGAGAACAGGACAGUGGAGGUGCCCAUGAUGACCACUGGGGGCCUGGAAACGCCUUACUUCCGGGAUGAGGAGCCCUGCACCGCGGUGGAGCUCAGGUGCACCAGCGACGGCAGCGCGCCCUUCAUCCUCCCUGACGAGGGCAAAAUGCACGACCUGGAGGCCAAGCUGCUCCCAGAGACGCUGAGGAGGUGGAGAGACUCCCUGCAGCCCAGACGGAUAGAUGAACUCAACUUGCCAAGGUUUUCCAUCUCCAGCGACUAUAAGCUGAGAAACAUACUUUCCCAGCUGGGUAUUAAGAAAGUCUUCAACCACAAGUCUGACCUGUCAGGAAUCACAGAGGUCAACAAGCUGGGGGUUUCCGAGGUGGUCCACCAGGCCAUGCUUGAUGUGGGCGAGGAAGGCACGGAAGGAGCUGCUGCCACUGGAAUCAAGAUGGUGACUUCAACCUUACAAGCGUUCAUUGCUAGUUUUGGCAGGCCCUUUCUGAUUUCCGUAAUUCACAAAGAUACUCAGAGCAUCAUCUUUUUGGGGUAAGUCACCAAACCCAGUCAAGCCUAG
Messenger RNA from Delphinapterus leucas (beluga whale), 1961 nucleotides. RefSeq names its product serpin A3-8-like. The record is from RefSeq and is a predicted model, not a curated record. Lineage: Eukaryota; Metazoa; Chordata; Mammalia; Artiodactyla; Monodontidae. Gene Ontology annotation, molecular function: serine-type endopeptidase inhibitor activity.